AAUUUGUACAAAGUAAUAAAUAAAAGCAAGAGAAUGCAAUGUAAAAAUUUUUAAAUUAUGAUAUACGGAUUGCGCAUUUGAGGAACAUAACAAGAAUCAUACAAUAGAAAUUAAUUUUCUUGACAAUUAAUUUCAGAAAGUAAGCUAUAAUUGGUUAUUUUUAACAAAUGAAUAUAUAUUAUUAAAUAAAAUGCUAAAGAGUAUUCUGGAUUAAACUUGUACCAAUAUUGUUCGAUAAUCUGCGAAAUCUCACGAAGACACACAAGGGCUAAUCAAAGUCAUGAUUUGCAUGAAUGAGAAGCCCAUCGGGAUGGAGGAGACUCGACGACGUUGCAAUUAAUCGUGCAGGCGUAAAUGAGAGACGAUCGUUGCGGAACGCGGAGGUGAUCCAUAGAUCGUGUCGGGCGCGAUCAGUCGCGGUAGAGCGGAGGAGAGAGGAGACGAGAGGAGGGUGGCAAGAUGGAACUUUUCCUGAUCCUCGUUUGCCUGAUCGCGCCGCCCGCCCUCUCGCUCUCCAUCAAGAGCAAGCUCAACCCACGGAUCGUCCAGACGCGUUACGGCGAGGUGCAGGGUAUCACGAGGUCCUUUGAAUAUGCCAAGUUCCUCAAGCCAAUCGACGUGUACCUCGGAAUACCUUACGCCACACCGCCGGUCGGCAGCAAUCGCUUUUCCCCAACGAGAGCGCCAAGUCCCUGGGACGGAGUCAGAUUAUCGGACUCGGUGAGUCCAGUCUGCCCCCAAAAGCUGCCGGACAUCGCAAACGAGCAGGAAGCGCUCGAGCGAAUGCCUAAGGGAAGGCUGGAGUAUCUGAAGAGAUUGCUGCCUCAUCUGCGUAACCAGAGCGAGGAUUGCCUCUAUCUGAACAUCUACGCACCUGCCAUGGGCAUGGCGGAGGGCGGAAGCAGGAAGCAUCCGGUGUUGCUGUACAUUCAUGGUGAGAGCUACGACUGGGGCAGCGGAAACCCCUACGAUGGUAGCGUCCUAGCCAGCUACACCGACCAAGUGAUCGUCACCAUGAACUACCGGUUGGGCGUGCUCGGCUUCCUGAACGCCAACGUGGCGCCGCAGACCAAGGCGAGGGUUGCAAAUUAUGGCCUCAUGGACCAAAUCGCUGCCCUACACUGGGUUAAGGAGCACAUCGCACGUUUCGGAGGUGAUCCCGAAAAUGUCACCCUUAUGGGCCAAGGAACUGGAGCCGCUUGCGUGCAUUUUCUCGCCAUUAGUCCCACCGUCAUACGGGGUAAGUGGUUGAAGCUGUUGAGAGUUAAUACGAGUUCUAAUGUAGUUGAAAUGUAAUAUAUCUAUUAA
Pogonomyrmex barbatus (red harvester ant) is the source of this 1308-nucleotide messenger RNA. It is a transcript of the gene NLG-4, whose product is annotated as neuroligin 4. The record is from RefSeq and is a predicted model, not a curated record. Lineage: Eukaryota; Metazoa; Arthropoda; Insecta; Hymenoptera; Formicidae.